AUGCAGGUGAUGCAACUCGAGGUGCACUACGCCCCAUAUCCCACCGGGCAGAUUAAUGAAUUUGAGUCCUGUAACACUGCACCGAGAGCGGACGUAGAUAGCAGGACGCUGCGUGAAAAGAGCAGCUUCUGGCAGGAUGUGCAAGCCGCAUUCGUACAGAGAAGAGUAAAUCCAUCGCUGGUCAAGCCACACUCGUCUAAGAAGCUGUACGACAUGUCGAAAGAGAUUAUUCGACUUUACUUCUCCGCGGAUGAACGAAUUACAGCUUCGGGCCAGAAUGAAAACGACUUUCCAAACUCUGUAAACAAGAACGGAGCUGUCCCUUACCUGCGCAAUGGCUGA
Phytophthora infestans T30-4 is the source of this 342-nucleotide messenger RNA. RefSeq lists its product as uncharacterized. Bases 1 to 342 code for a protein of 113 amino acids. The transcript is spliced from 3 exons. The record is from RefSeq and is a predicted model, not a curated record. Lineage: Eukaryota; Oomycota; Peronosporomycetes; Peronosporales; Peronosporaceae.